This is a messenger RNA of Xenopus laevis (African clawed frog), 609 nucleotides long. It is a transcript of the gene rps13.S, whose product is annotated as ribosomal protein S13 S homeolog. NCBI's taxonomy places the organism in Eukaryota, Metazoa, Chordata, Amphibia, Anura, Pipidae. Gene Ontology annotation, biological process: translation. The transcript has 6 exons. The record is from RefSeq and is a predicted model, not a curated record. Gene Ontology annotation, cellular component: cytosolic small ribosomal subunit; ribosome; nucleolus. Bases 108 to 563 code for a protein of 151 amino acids. Gene Ontology annotation, molecular function: small ribosomal subunit rRNA binding; structural constituent of ribosome.
AUCCCUGAUGCGCUAGCGGCCCCGCCUUCUUUUAGACACGCUUCCGGCCUGGGCAGUAAUCUUCGUGCCGAGCACUUCCGUUCCCUCUUUUCCUUUCCGCCGCCAUCAUGGGUCGCAUGCACGCUCCAGGAAAGGGCCUGUCCCAGUCAGCGCUACCAUACAGACGCAGUGUCCCCACGUGGCUGAAACUCACAUCUGAUGAUGUCAAGGAACAGAUCUACAAACUGGCCAAGAAGGGUCUGACCCCCUCCCAGAUUGGUGUCAUCCUCAGAGACUCCCAUGGUGUUGCCCAAGUCCGCUUUGUGACUGGCAACAAGAUCCUGAGGAUCCUGAAGUCUAAGGGUCUCGCUCCUGAUCUCCCAGAGGAUCUGUAUCACCUGAUCAAGAAAGCAGUGGCUGUGCGCAAACACUUGGAGAGGAACAGGAAGGAUAAAGAUGCCAAGUUCCGCCUGAUUCUUAUUGAGAGCAGAAUCCACCGUCUGGCUCGUUACUACAAAACCAGGAGAGUCCUCCCACCCAACUGGAAGUACGAGUCCUCCACAGCCUCUGCUCUGGUCGCAUAAACUCCUUCCAACUGAACCCAAUAAAAUGUCUCUCUAAAUCCCUUUA